GGCAGCUUUACCCCCCCGGGGCUGUGCUUUGCCCUUUGCAUCUCCGCCCUUCUACAUCUCUCUUCUUUGCACGUCCGUCCCGUCCACCUCUUCCCUCCGCAUCCCUCCUCUUCUCAACCCUCCCCUUUGCAUCCCUCCCUUUUCACCUCCCCCUUUGCACCUCUCCCAUUUCCCUCCCUCCCCUUCGCAUCUCUGCCCCUUCCCAUGUCUCUCCCUUUUCCCAGCCCUCCCCUUUGCAUCUCAGCUGCUCGCAUCUCAACCCCUUCGCACCCUCACCCCUUUGCGUCUUCACUCCUUCACUCCCCAAACCCUCUAAGUCUCACUAUUAUUAUAUUAAUUUACUGGGGCACCUUUGACUUUCCCACCUUUUGCUUCGACCCCAUCCCUUCUCCCUCUACAACUCCCUCACCUAUAACAUCUCCGGGCUGUCCCUCACCCUUCUUCUCCCCCAUUCCCAUCCCCACUCCCCAGUCCCGGUGCCGGUCCCGGAGCGGAGCCGGGCUCGCCCGCCCCCCCCGGCUCGGAGCCUCCCGCGAUGCCGCCGCCCGCGGGGCCGCUGCUGCUGUUGGGGCUGGCGCUGGGGCUGGGGGCCGGGGCGGGCGCCGGGGGGGGCUGCCAGCUGCCGGCCGAGUGGCGACCGCUGAGCGAGGGCUGCCGAGCUGAGCUGGCUUCCAUCAUCGUUUACGCGCGGGUGUUGGCUCUUCACCCCGAUCCCUACGGGGCUUACAAUUAUCUGCCCUGGCAACGGGACCCCCCCUCCGGUGCCAGCUCGCAGCACAACCCGGGAGGACUCUUUUAUUCGGCCGAGAUCGAACUGCUGUGCGACCAAGCGUGGGGCAGCAUGCUGGAAGUGCCCGCCGGCUCACGACUCAACCUCACCGGGCUCGGCUACUUCUCCUGUCACUCGCACACCGUCAUGCAGGGCUACGCUUACUUCUUCUUCCUCCGCAUGGAUGAGAAUUACAUCCUCCUGCCACAUGGGGUGAACUUCCAGGAGGCAAUUUUCCCGGACACCCAGGAGAACAGGAGGAUGUUCGCCAGCCUUUUCCAGUUUUCCAACUGCUCACAGGCACAGCAUGCCCUGAGCUUCUCCAGUGACUGGGAGAUCCAGGAAGACAAUCGACUCAUGUGCUCCUCAGUCCAGAAAGCCCUGUUUGAGGAGGAGGACAGAGUGAAGAAGCUGCAGCAGAAGGUGGCAGCGUUGGAGAAACGCAACAAACAGCUGCGAGAUCGGGUGAAGAAAGUCAAGAGGUCUCUCCGGCAAGCUAGGAAAAAUACCAGGCACAUGGAGCUGAUGAACCGAAAGCUCAGUGAGAAACUUGCCUCUGCUGGUGGUCAGAUCCCCUACAUUAACUCUUUAAAGCAGGAGAACUCACAUGCCACCUACCUUAAAGUAUAAUGCAAGGGUAAGAGCUCAGGCCAAUGACAAUGGCAAAUUUUGUCUGUGUUAGAUCAGGAUCUGGCCCUUACACCUUGUCUACACUGCUUCAAACCUUGCAUGGAAAAUGAAUCUGAACUUGCUCUAGACACAGUGCUAGAUUAAACAGGAAUGCAAACUGGAUUUGUCUGGGUAUUGGAGGAACGGCCCAAAACCAAGUCCAUGGUGUUCUGGGUAGACAUAGGGCCAGGUUAUAAUAUAAAGCACAUUGUGCUUCUUGGUCCUCUUCCCCCUGCCUCUGUCAAAAGCCCUGUGGUGGGGUGGGUGUGAUGGAAGUUCUGUCAGGCAUGUGACAUGGGAGCAGCUCUAGGGAUCUGAUGCUAGCUUACCUUUUCUACAUGGACUGGGCAAGCAAGUGGAUGUACAGAGAUGGAUGCUGCAGGAAGGAUGCAGGCAUAAAUGCUCCUUGCUCCAUCAUGAUCCCCUUCAUUGUGCCUUAAGCUUGACUAAAGACUAUAUUCUGUAUAUGAGCACAGGCUAUGUCCAGGACGCAUAGUCAGUUUGGGCCCUUAUUCAAAAUGAAAUGCAAAUGUGCCCAAACUGUCUUAAGAUUGUGUGAAUAUUAAGUAUUUCUUAAUAUUCUGAAGAAGAAAAAAAAAAAAGAAAAGAAAAAUCGAAUACUUUUCAUUUUACCAGGACAUGCCUUAAGAGUCGUGGUAACUCCUUCAGGUGUCUUUAGUGUUGCUCAGCCAAUGGAGCUGGAGAGCUAUCAAUCUGAGUCUGUGUCUAGGACCUAAUCCAGCUCCUACCAUCAGGAACGGAUUUAAGCCUAGAUUUAGUGGGUGCUGGAUCAGGUCUGAUGGACGAUUUCAGAUCCUGUUUUCAAGCAGGUUUAACUUACAGCGUGGACAAGGCUUCAAGUUUUGUAAUCACUGUUUGAGGUAUAAGGGAGGUUGCUGGGCAGCCUCAUUUAGUUAUGUUUAGAUACUGUAGAGAUCACAUCAAUAUCAACGGGGCAUUAAAAACUAAGGUAGUUUAUAUAUGUAUAUAUUCUAAAAUCCUAUAGAAAAUAUUUUUAUUACACAUUUGAUAUAGUCUAAUUUCUUAAAAUAUGAAGCAAAUCCCAUUUCUUGGUUAUCUCAUUAGAAAAGUCCAUCUUGCUCUUUAUUAGACAUCUACAAAACUGAAUUCUGUUGAAGCAUCAUAGGUUAAGGCUCAGCAACCACGACUAAUAUAUUUUUCAGCUAUGUUAAUGUACCAGAGGAUGUCUUUGGUCAUGAUAGUUAAACAACCUUCCUUCAUAACAGGGCAUAAGGAAUAGAAAAUGAAAGAAGAGUUUUUGUGUCUUCUUUCCCUUCUCAAAAUAGUUUUUCUUUCCCCAAGCAUGAGCCUCAGGAGUAGAUAUGUCUCAUGCUUUUCAACAGAGCAGAGAGUCCUUGCUUAGCAUCAGGCAAUACUGACAAUUUACCAGGGCUAAACCUGAUUUAUACAUGAUAGACCAAUCCAGAUUAACUUUAACAUAGAGGAAAGGUCCUCAGAAAUAACAGUGUGGAAACCACUAUGCCGCUCCUAACUCUCCAGGCUUUGCCAGAUCACUGCAUGGUCUCCAUGCUGUUUCUCAGAGAUUAAAAAUAGAGUAUAUCCAGGCUGCAGCCCUGUUGGACUGUGCUUUAACUAUUCCCACAUUUAGGAAAAGCCCAUAUCAGCUUUCAGCCAUGAGCUUCAGUCCAAGCUAAGCUCAGAAGUUAAGACUUGCUUUGGCUUUUAGGAUGCCGCUGAGUUUAAUUACCUUCCAAACUUGCUCCUUUUGGAAAUAGAGUUUUCCCUUCCCCACUCCCCUCUUGAAAUAAUAUUGGCAUUUCUUAAGAUUCUGACUCCUCCAUAAGCUUCAAAGGCUUUGCCUACCAAAUCAGCACAAUUCCAGUUGCUUUAUGCUGUAGUCAGCAAUGCCGUUUCCUGAGAACUACAACUGACAUAAGGCUUCCCUAGAAGCCAUCAAGAGGUUUUAACUCUAAAAUGUAAAUUCAUAGGAAAGUAUCUCAUUUUGUUUGUUUGUUUCUGGUUUCUACACUGCUGUUUGAAUAAGUUAACUGUUUUUUUUCCUGGAAUAGGUAUUAAAAGCUUGUGGGUUCUGUUGUUUGUUAAUAAAAGUAUUCCCCCUGUUAUUCAUUCAUGUUUUAUAAAUGGCUUUAUAAAGCUGAGAAAGCAUAGUUAAUAUACUUAUGUCUUCACUGUUUUUACAGUUUUCCCAAACAUAGUGUUGGAAACAUUCUCAUUUGGCUGAUUACUUUUUUUAAUUGAUGAAAAGACUGACAUUUCCAUCCUAUUUCACUCUAGCUGGAAAAAAAAAAAGAAGUAAACCAUUUUGUUUUCCUUAUCAGUUUUGUGAGAAUUUUGUUGCUUUGUAAAGAAAGCAAAAAGAAAAUCCCUAAAUGCAAAAUCCAAACAUAAAUCAAAAUGUCUCCUUCAAACAGCAAACCAAAGGACGGUGUGCCCUGUGGGAUCUGGAUCAUUUCCAGAGAUAAGAACUGGCAAUCAGAUCAGACCAGAAGAUCACCCUCUCAACAAGUAGUAGGAGAUGCCAAGCCUGAAUAAAAACACCUUCAAGUGUCGCUUUGAUUACCUGCCCCUGAUGGUGACAGUAUGCAGAGUAACCAAGAAGGCUGUACAGGCAGGAAACAUAAGUAUGAAGGAGAAUUCAUGUUAUUUCCACCUAGUUUGGUACAUCACAUAUAGCUUGACAGAGACACUAAUUUUUAGACCCAGUUUUAAGCUGUUUUGUAGCUCGAAACCCACAAAAGAGGCACAAAUUCAUACCAUUUUCCAAAUUACUGCAAAGGGCAUGGUUGAGUAUGUCCAUGUUAAACAGCUACCCAGGUGAUGCUAGUGAGGGGGCAGAAAUGCAGAGCUGGUUGGCAAGCUUAAACAAGGUGCAAAAGGAUGGUAUGGAAACCCAAUAAAACAUCUUGGGUAAUAAAAAUGGACCUCUAAGAUCAUCCAGUCCAGCCAUCAACCCAUCCCCACCAUGCCCACUGACCAUGUCCCUCAGUGCCACAUCCACAUGGUUCUUGAACAUCUCCAGGGACAGUGCCUCCACCUGUUCCAGCUGUGCUCAGGCGAGGAAAACAAUUGGUUAGAAACAACACCACAUGAGGCACACACUCCUCAGAAGUUCAGAGAUGCUCUACAAAUGAGUAACAUUUGCUUUUGCAAAUAUAUCAAUGGCUUGAAAGGUUCCAGAUUCUCAGCAGAGUUGGUGCUGAGGUUUUCAAGGGUCCACAGAGCAAAUGAGUAGCAACAGUAAUGAAGUACAGAAUUACCUGGGUGGUACUGCAUGACUGACAACAAAAAUAAAUGAAACACAAUGCAGGUGAUUUAAAAGGACAAGAAAAAUUUUUGAGUCUUUUCACAUGAAAUGAGAUGCACUAUGUCCAUAUUAAAGAGUCCAUAUUAAAGAGUAUUUAGUGAUACCAGGUUCAGCCAUCCAGUAUCAUUAGAUACAGUCCAUCUGCUGGAUCACCCUUAAAUGAAGAUAGAGAAUUCACACUGCAUCAUUCUAUGAAAACAUUGGCUGAACACUCAAUUGCAAUCAGAAAAGUAGCUGAAGGGGUGGAAAUCCUUAGGAGGAGAGUAAAGGGGAGUGAUGGAUUCACCAUCCCUGGAGAUGUUCCAGUAACAGGUCGAUGUGGCACACUGAUGUACAUGGGCUAGUGGGCAUGGUAGUGGUGGGUUGAUGGUUGGACUAGGUGAUCUCAGUGGUCUUUUGCAGCCUCUUUUAUUCUAUGAUGAGCAACUCAACUUGCCAGGACUGCAAGAAACAGAAGAGAUGAACUGAGAGAGAAGAAUGACAGAAGAUAACAGGCAGAAGAAAUCUUGGUAUUUUCUCCUUGGCAUCAUCAGCACCACCAUGUUGCACUUUUUCAGUCACUGAUUAAAAUUUUGUACUGCUUUGCAUCCAAAAAGCACCUUAUGCUCUUAUAUACCACAA
Messenger RNA from Lagopus muta (rock ptarmigan), 5366 nucleotides. RefSeq names its product coiled-coil domain containing 3 (gene CCDC3). Gene Ontology annotation, cellular component: extracellular region. The record is from RefSeq and is a predicted model, not a curated record. The transcript is spliced from 3 exons. The coding region runs from base 536 to 1399 and encodes 287 amino acids. Lineage: Eukaryota; Metazoa; Chordata; Aves; Galliformes; Phasianidae. Gene Ontology annotation, biological process: negative regulation of gene expression.